AUGGUUAGCAAACUUAGAUUGAAGAAAUUUCCUCACCCGUGCCCCUACAAAGUCUCUUGGUUGAGCAAAGAGCAGCAAGAUUUGGUAAGUGAUCAAGUUUGGGUUGACUUUCAAAUAGUUGAAUAUAGAGACAAGAUUUUGUGUGAUGUUGUAGAGAUGGAUGCUUGCCAUUUACUCCUUGGGAGGCCAUGGCAAUAUAAUUUAGACUCAAGGCAUGAUGGGAAGAAAAAUGUCUACAAGUUGACCAAAGAUGAUGUGCAAUACACUAUGACCCCACUACCGGAUGAUGGUAAGAAAAAUCAUGUUGUGACUAGUGUCAUGUUAGUAGGUAAGGAGAAUUUUAUGCAGACAAUCAAAGAGAAGGAUACCCCAUGCUUUUCCAUAGUGGUGAAGCCAAGAGAAGAAGUGAGGAAGAAAGAAGAAGACAAGGUGCAAGAGAUGUUUGCAGGUCCUAAAGAGGUGAAAGAGUUGUUGGAAAAAUACAAGGGUAUAGUUGCAGGAAGAAAACCUGAGACCCUACCACCUUUUAGAGAUGUAAGUCGCUGCAUUGACCUCAUACCAGGCUCUUCAUUGCCCAACAAAGUAGAAUAUAAAUUGACCCCUGAUCAAAAUGAAGAACUUGCAAGGCAAGUACAUGAGUUGUUAGAGAAAGGAUUCAUAAGGACGAGUAUUAGCCCUUGUGUUGUCCCUGCAGUAUUGGCCCUAGAGAAGGAAGAAUUAGGACUACAGCUGUGUUUAACUGACACAGUACUACAAUUUGCACUGCCAAAAAAUUUGGCACUAGACAAUCUGGCAGUGAGCAGUUAUGCCAAAUUAACAGGGCAGAGUCUAAGUGAAGAGUGA
Molecule: messenger RNA, 843 nt
Organism: Cryptomeria japonica (Japanese cedar)
Lineage: Eukaryota; Viridiplantae; Streptophyta; Pinopsida; Cupressales; Cupressaceae
Exons: 2
Coding region: 1-843 (280 amino acids)
Source: RefSeq, a predicted model, not a curated record